Arabidopsis lyrata subsp. lyrata is the source of this 799-nucleotide messenger RNA. RefSeq names its product cell wall / vacuolar inhibitor of fructosidase 1. The transcript is spliced from 2 exons. Lineage: Eukaryota; Viridiplantae; Streptophyta; Magnoliopsida; Brassicales; Brassicaceae. The coding region runs from base 203 to 697 and encodes 164 amino acids. Gene Ontology annotation, molecular function: enzyme inhibitor activity. The record is from RefSeq and is a predicted model, not a curated record. Gene Ontology annotation, biological process: negative regulation of catalytic activity.
AAACUUUUUAUCCUAGGGAACUAAGGGAUUUUGGUGAAGGCACCAUCAUCAAUUCGAUUAUAUAUAUUGGAGACGUGCACUACACAGGCAAAUUAAUACACGCAGAGCUAGACACACACUUAUAUAUAACUGAUCUUCUCCCAAAUCCUGAGAUUAAAGCAAAUCCUCCAUCUUUUACAUAUAAAGAUAAUCAUCAAAGAAGAUGAUGAUGAUGAUGAUGAUGAUGAAGGUGAUGAUGAUGGUGACGGUGAUGGUGAGUGAAGGAAGUAUAAUAGAGCAGACAUGUAAAGAGACACCAGACUUCAAUCUUUGUGUGUCUCUCCUUAACUCCGAUCCACGUGGUUCCUCUGCCGACACUUCUGGCCUUGCUCUCAUCCUCAUUGAUAAAAUCAAGGGACUGACAACAAAAACCUUGAACGAGAUCAACGGUCUAUAUAAGAAGAGACCAGAACUAAAACGGGCUUUGGACGAAUGUAGUCGAAGAUACAAAACGAUCUUAAACGCUGAUGUUCCCGAAGCCAUUGAAGCUAUUUCUAAAGGAGUUCCGAAAUUCGGCGAAGAUGGUGUGAUCGACGCUGGUGUCGAAGCUUCUGUUUGUGAAGGAGGGUUUAAAGGGAAAUCUCCGUUGACUAGUUUGACCAAAUCAAUGCAAAAAAUCUCUAAUGUGACUAGAGCCAUUGUGAGAAUGUUGCUUUGAUUUAAAUCGUAUGUUUAUACAAGCAUGUGUUAAUCGGUACGUAUUUGAUGGGAUUUUACCUUUCAUAUAAAAAAAAGAAUUCAAGAAGAUAAAGAUAAGAAA